AUGAGGAAGAGGGGAGAGGAGCGAGAGGACAUCACCACUCUCAUUGCCAUGACUAAUACUGCAGACCACAACUACGGGAGCAUGGAUACUGGGAUGUCUCAGGUCAGCUCUGGGGACAAAAAUGUGUUCAGCGAUGGCAUCACUCGCAUCGACUUUGUGUUAGUUUGGGAGGAGAGUUUAGCUGUGUUGAAGGAUGGCGCAUCAGAGAAAGACAAGUCAAGUCACGCCACCCAAGACUCACACAGGAAGUGGAGGGAAGACUUCCUGUCCAGACUUCAAGCAGCCGGCAUCGACCAGGAGAUGCGGGAAGUUCUUCAAGCUAAGAAGAAAAUCUCCUAUGUGCUCCUGAGCGCCCCCUGGAGUGUCCUUUGCUACUACGCUGAGGAGAUCAGUCUCCGGGUCCCUCUGCAGAUGGUAACCACACCAAAUUACAACUGGUCAGAGAGGAUGCUAGAGAAAACAAAAAUCCCAAACCUCAUGAGCCAAGACGUGCCCAGCAUGCCCCCGGACUAUUACACCUGCCAGUUUCGCACCAACAAACUGGAAAGGUUUCUGGGCAGUGAGAAUAAGGAGACGUUCUUCAAGACUACCCAAAGACACCAAGUACUGUAUGAGAUCUUAGCACGGACACCUUAUGGGGCAUUAAAAAGAGGAGAGGUGGGAAUCGAAAGGCUGCUCAGCGAGAACGCCGUCUCUGCUGCAUACCCCCUGCAUGAGGGUCCAUUUCAGAUGCCAGAGGGGGAGGCGGUGGACUCUCAGUCCUUGAGCAUGAGGCAGAUCCUCCACCAGUAUUGGGCUCGCUGGGCCAGCUGGAAGAAGUACCAGCCGCUGGACCACAUCCGAGAGUACUAUGGAGAGAAGAUAGCACUGUACUUUGCCUGGCUGGGGUUCUACACAGGCUGGCUGCUCCCAGCAGCUGUGGUCGGAACACUGGUCUUUCUGUUUGGGAUCUGGUUGAUGUUCACUGAUGCGCCAGCGCGGGAGAUCUGUGAGAGCGAGGAUGAGUUUGUCAUGUGUCCUCUGUGCAAAAUCUGCUCCUACUGGAACCUAUCCAGCAUCUGUACCACCUUCAAGGCAGGGCUGUUAUUUGACAAUGGGGGAACGGUAUUCUUCAGUAUUUUCAUGGCUCUAUGGGCUGUCACUUUCCUGGAAUACUGGAAGCGCACCAGCGCAGUGCUGGCCCACCGAUGGGACUGUUCAGAGUUUCAGGAAACUGAGGAGCGCCCAAGGCCAGAGUUCACUGCCACAGCGCCCCUGACCCUGCGGAACCCUGUGACUGGUGCAGAGGAGCCGUACUUCCCAAAGCGAUGCCGCUUCAACCGCACCCUGACCGGCGGCAUGGUCAUCAUGAUCAUGGUAUCCGUAGUGCUGAUGUUUGUGGUGGCAAUUAUCCUUUACCGGGUGAUUCUGAGCAUCAUCAUUUACAAAUCUCACAAUGCCUUCUUGAUCUUUUCUGCUGGUCGGAUAGCCAGUCUCACAGGGUCCGUGCUGAAUCUUCUGGUGAUCCUCAUGCUCUCCCGGGUCUACAUCUACCUUGCCCAAGUCUUAACGCGUUGGGAGAUGCACCGCACACAGACCAAAUAUGAGGACAUGUUUAUUCUCAAGGUCUUCAUCUUCCAGUUUGUCAACUUCUACUCCUCCCCAGUCUACAUUGCCUUUUUCAAAGGCCGGUUUGUUGGUUACCCUGGCAACUACUACAAUCUCUUGGGAAUACGGAAUGAGGAUUGCGGUGCUGGGGGCUGUCUCAUUGAACUGGCCCAGGAGCUACUGGUCAUCAUGGUGGGAAAACAGGUCAUCAACAACAUUCAGGAGUUUAUCAUGCCAAAACUAAAGGCUUGGUGGCAGAAGCGCAAGAUCCAUCCUAAGGUUAGAGCUGAAGAUGGGAAGGUGAAAGAGGGAGGACAGACACAGGAUGCUGCACCCUGGGAGACCGACUAUGAGCUCCUGCUGUGUGAGGGACUGUUCGAUGAAUAUCUGGAAAUGGUGCUGCAGUUUGGCUUCAUUACCAUCUUUGUAGCGGCAUGUCCACUUGCCCCGCUGUUUGCCCUGAUCAAUAACUGGGUAGAGGUGCGUCUGGACGCGCAGAAGUUUGUGUGUCAGUACAGACGGCCCGUAGCGGAAAGGGCUCAGGACAUUGGAAUCUGGCUGGACAUCCUGCAAGUCAUCACCUACUUUGCUGUCAUUAGUAAUGCCUUCCUGAUAGCUUUCACUUCUGACUUCCUGCCUCGCCUCUACUACCGCUACAACAAUGAUGGAAACCUUAAGGGUUAUGUUAACUUCACCCUGGGUACUUCCCCAAGCAACUUUAACGCCAACAACACGCAAUGCAGAUAUCGAGGAUACAGGGACAGAAAUGGGCAUUUUCGACCGGAGUACUUCCACCUUCUGGCUUGCCGGCUGGCCUUUGUCAUCAUUUUUGAGCAUGUUGUGUUCUUCAUCGGUCGUUUGAUUGACUUCAUGGUCCCUGAUAUACCUGAGGAUGUGGAGAUCAAAAUUAAGAGGGAGCACUACAUGGCCAAGGAGGCCCUGGCUGAGAACGAGGCUUUGGGUAAGGUUGUCAUCCUACUUGAAAAGGAGAAUCUGUCCACUGAGCUGCGACACAGAGCCAAACCUCAAACCUCCACAGCGUCUCCACCCCGGGAGAGCAACUCACCACCACCCUUACUGAAUCCAAUCCCAGAGGACCCAGACAGAUCACCGCUCUAA
Messenger RNA from Salvelinus namaycush (lake trout), 2706 nucleotides. It is a transcript of the gene ano7, whose product is annotated as anoctamin 7. Gene Ontology annotation, cellular component: plasma membrane. The coding region runs from base 1 to 2706 and encodes 901 amino acids. Gene Ontology annotation, molecular function: protein dimerization activity; chloride channel activity. NCBI's taxonomy places the organism in Eukaryota, Metazoa, Chordata, Actinopteri, Salmoniformes, Salmonidae. The record is from RefSeq and is a predicted model, not a curated record. Gene Ontology annotation, biological process: calcium activated phospholipid scrambling; chloride transmembrane transport. The transcript is spliced from 23 exons.